This is a messenger RNA of Rotaria sp. Silwood1, 1590 nucleotides long. The record is from the annotation of a GenBank genome assembly. NCBI's taxonomy places the organism in Eukaryota, Metazoa, Rotifera, Eurotatoria, Philodinida, Philodinidae.
AUGCAGAUGACUUCAUCUAAAGCAUAUUUUGUUCUCCAAGUACUUUUUCUUACUUAUCUAUUACAUAUGAGCUGUGCUCUUGAAUGUAAAACAUGUCAAAAAGAUAAUCUUGAUUGUUUAUCAUCAGAAAAUAUUGCAACUCGUCAUUGUGAAAAUGAUAAUGACCUUUGCUUUUCAUGGUUUGAUCGUACAGGAAGUGGUAUUGGCGUUCAACGUGAUUGUAUAUCAACCAAUGCGGCUGACUAUAAGAUGAUCAAACGAUUGAUUGGAGGCAGAGACAGUGGAUGUGUGAAACGUUGUAAAAGUAAAAGAAAAAAGAAUAUGUCCAUAAUACGUUUUUGGUUACGACCAUUACAACAAUCAUCUAUUCGUCGUUCAUCGACUUUAAAUCAAGUUAUUGAUAAACGUUUAAAUCCUGAACUUGAUUCUAUUCGACAGGCAGGUACAUGGAAAGCAGAACGAAUUAUUUCGACAAGUCAAAGUGCACAUAUUAAAGUUGAACGUUCAACAAAUGAUCUUUUAAAUUUUUGUGCAAAUAAUUAUUUGGGUUUAGCAAAUAAUAGUGAAAUUAUAAAAGCUGCUAAAAAUGCUCUUGAUGAAUAUGGAGCUGGUCUAAGUUCAGUACGAUUUAUUUGUGGUACACAAACAAUACAUAAACAACUUGAACAACGUAUUGCAAAAUUUCAUCAACGAGAAGAUGCUAUUCUUUAUAUAUCGUGUUUUGAUGCUAAUGCAGGAAUUUUUGAAACAUUACUGAAAGAACAAGAUUAUAUUAUUAGUGAUGAAUUAAAUCAUGCAUCAAUUAUUGAUGGUAUUCGUUUAUCUAGAGCUAAACGUUUACGAUAUAAACAUAAAGAUAUGUCUGAUCUUGAAUUAAAAUUAAAAGAAAGUUUUAAUGACAAAAAUGAAAAUAUAAUUCGAUUAAUUGCUACUGAUGGAGUUUUUUCAAUGGAUGGAACAAUUGCACCAUUACCUGAUAUUCGACGUUUAGCAGAUAAAUAUAAAGCAUUAAUUUUUGUUGAUGAAUGUCAUGCAACUGGAUUUUUUGGACCAACAGGUCGUGGUACAGAAGAACAUUUUGGAAUGAUUGGAACUAUUGAUAUUAUUAAUUCAACAUUAGGAAAAGCACUUGGUGGAGCAGCUGGAGGAUAUACAACUGGACCAAAAGCACUUAUUGAUCUUUUAAGACAACGUUCAAGACCAUAUCUUUUUUCAAAUACACUUCCUCCUCCUAUUGUAGCAAGUGCUAUGAAAGCUAUUGAUUUAAUUGAAAAUGAUUCUAGUUUACCUGGUCGAGUACUUGAAAAUGCCAAAUAUUUUCGUACAGAAAUGCAAGCAUUGGGUUUUAAAAUUUUAGGCGAUAAUCAUCCAAUCUGUCCAGUAAUGCUUGGUGAUGCUCGAUUAGCAAGUCAAUUUGCUGAUGAAAUGCUUAAACGAGGAAUUUAUGUUAUUGGCUUUAGUUAUCCUGUGGUACCAAAAGAUCGUGCUCGUAUUCGUGUACAAGUGUCAGCUGCUCAUUCAAAAGCUGAUCUUAAACGAUGUAUUGAUGCAUUUGCUCAAGUUGGUCGACAAUUGAAAGUCAUCAAAUAA